AUGGAGAGGGGCGGGUGCGCCCUCGCGGGAACGCGGCUGCUGCUGCUGCUGCUGCUCUUGCUGCCUCUGCCGGGGUUGAUGCUCUCGGGCGCCCCCUGGGGGCCGAGCGCCUGGCAUUGCAGCCUGUCGGCGUCCUGCGAAUGCGAAUUCUGCCCUGAUUUAACGGGCCUCGAGUGCGAGUUAGCUCUGCGCCUGGUGGGGCAGCCUCUGGCCAGGCAGCUGGUCAUCCAAGGCCUGAAGAAGUUUGUGCAGGAUCCCGAGCCCACCAAGCCCCUGGUCCUGUCCUUCCACGGCUCGACGGGCACCGGCAAGACCUUCCUGACCUCCCUGCUGGCCCAGCACCUCUUCCGGAUGGGCCUCCGGAGCCCCUACAUCCACCGCUUCUCCCCGCUGGUCCACUUUCCCCAUGCUGACCACCUCCAGCAAUACAAGGACGAUCUCAGAAGCUGGAUCGAGGGCAAUCUGACCCAGUGUGGCCGUUCCCUUUUCCUCUUCGACGAGAUGGACGAUCUGCAUCCAGGCUUGAUCGAGGUCAUUGCGCCCUUCCUGGGACCUUCCUGGGUGGUGUUCGGGACCAACUAUCGGAAAGCCAUCUUCGUCUUUAUCAGCAAUACGGGCACGGAGCAGAUUAACCGGAUGGCUUUGGACCUCUGGCGGGACCGCAGAGACCGCGAGGAGAUCAGUCGUCAGGAUCUGGAAGCGUCGAUUUUGGAGGCCAUUUCUAAAGACCCGCAAAACGGAUUCUGGAAAUCCGGGAUCCUUGAGCAAAACGUGAUCGACGUCUUGGUGCCCUUCCUCCCGUUGCGACAGCACCACGUGAAGCAGUGCGUGGUCAACGAGAUGGCCGGCCAGGGUCUCCUCCCUCACCCGGAGGUCGUGGACGGAGUAGCCGGCAGCUUUUCCUACUUCCCCAACGAGGAAAAAAUCUUCUCCUCCACCGGAUGCAAAACCGUAUCUUCCCGCAUCCCGUUUUUCUUAUGACCUCUUUGGAGACGUUUUCCCGGUCCGGAAUGGAGUUUACGGUUUUCUUCCAAGUCAUGACCAUUUCUGGGUUCUGAAGGACCAAGGACGGGGUCUUUUUAAAGGCAAAGAA
Messenger RNA from Protobothrops mucrosquamatus (brown spotted pit viper), 1093 nucleotides. RefSeq names its product torsin family 2 member A (gene TOR2A). Lineage: Eukaryota; Metazoa; Chordata; Lepidosauria; Squamata; Viperidae. Gene Ontology annotation, cellular component: endoplasmic reticulum lumen; nuclear envelope. The transcript is spliced from 5 exons. Gene Ontology annotation, molecular function: ATP hydrolysis activity; ATP binding. The record is from RefSeq and is a predicted model, not a curated record. Bases 1 to 981 code for a protein of 326 amino acids.